AUGUCAUCAUUUAUCUUAAAAUGGAUCACAAAUCGUCUUAUCAAAGAUAAUCAAUGGAAUAAAUUUGGAGUAGAAGACCCUUAUUAUGAAUAUGUGGUAACAAAUAUUAAUAGGAAAGGUGAAAAGAAAUAUAAAAAGGUUGAGAGAAAAAUACCACAAGGAAUUGAUGAACACGAUAUCAAAAUCUUGAAAUUAUUUAAAAAAAGAGCUUAUCGUUAUGAUUAUUGGUUUUCAAUAUUUGGAGUUCAAUUUGGUUGGACUAAUUUAGUUAGUAUAGUACCUAUUUUUGGAACUAUAGUUCAAACUUUUUGGUCAUUACAACUAUUGUACUUAGCAAAACAAAUUACUGAUGGUUUACCAUUGGAUUUACAAUUACUAUUCUUGCUAAAUAUUGCAAUUGAUUUUGGAUUAGGAUUAAUUCCUAUAGUUGGAAGCAUUAUUGAAAUUGGUUAUAAAGCAAAUUCAAGAAAUUAUUUAUUACUUGAAAAACAUUUAACAAGAGUUGGAGAAAAGAACAUGGGUAUUAUCAGUAAGGAAGAAGUAAGACCUGGUUACAUAAAUGAUACUGUACAACCAUAUAUUGAUGACAAAGUGAAACCAUAUAUUGAUGAUAAAGUAAUACCUUACAUUGAUGAAACAAUAAAACCAAAUGCAAUAAAAGCUGGUGAGCAAAUAUUAGAUCUUUUACAUCGUAAACCAAGAAGCACAAGUACUUCUUCAGAAGCUUCAACAGCAAAUUCAAGCAGUGCCUACACCACUCAAACAAGCAACACAACUGCAGUAUAUACCACAUCAAACCCAAGGGUUUCCUCAGGUACAAAUGAAAAAUUCAAAAAUGAUGACGCAACCAUUACAAAUGAAAGUGGAAAUGGAAGUCUUAAUAGUAAGGAUGAUAGUAAAUCAAUCAGAAUUAUUCAAUUGCAAAAUUUCGAUCUAAAGUCUUUAAAAAUCAAAUCAAUUGCAUCAAUAUCACCAUCUAAUAUACUUUAUGUUCAAUUUAUUACAGAAAUACCUUAUGUAAUGAUUCAUGAAGAGGAAAAUGGCGGUAGGAGUUUUACCGAAACAGAACACCAAGAAUUGCUGAAUAAUACAUCUGAAGUUGAAAGCUUUUCGAAACAAAACCUAGAUUCAAUAGAAUUGAAUAAGUUGAAAGACAAAAAUAUAGAUUCGGAAAUUCUGAAAAAUGAGGAGCUUCUUGACUCCGCGUCUAUCAAUUCAACAGACGCUGUCAUUGAGUCUAAUGUAAAUGGUGAUUCACAUGAUGUCAGAACGGACUUAGAAUCAAAUUCAAAAUUAGCUCAGUUUAUGCAAAGUUGUCAAGAAGGAUCAAUCGAUUUGGUAAAACAAUUAAUAGGGUCAAAAGAUGUUUCAGUAAACGAAACAUUUCAAGAUGGAAUAACUGGGUUGCAUUGGGCAUGUAUAAAUAAUAGACUAACGUUGGUGAAAUAUUUAAUUGAAAAUGGAGCCGAUCCGAAUCUUUAUGGUGGAGAAUUGAAAGCUACGCCACUACAUUGGGCAUGCAGAAAUGGAUUGGUCUACAUUGUUGACUAUUUGAUAUCUGAGUCUUCUGCUGAUCCGAAACUAAGAGAUAUACAGAAUUACGAUUCACUACAUUUAGCUGUUCAUAGUUCAAAUAUCAUGUUGGUGAUAUACCUACUAGUGUCUUGUUGUGAUACAAAUAAACUAUAUAUAGAUGAACCAGAUGGUUCAAAUAGAACCGCCUUGCAUUGGGCAUCUUAUCAAAAUGAUAUUUUUACAAUUAAUGCCUUGCUUAAAUUCGGUGCCGAUGUCACUAAGGUUGACGACAAUUUAUUUACACCCUUGCAUUGGUGUUUCAUGAGAGGUUAUAAAACAGUCAUGAAAACUUUAGUUGAAGCAGGAUCUGAUAUUUUUGUUAAGAACGAUCAAAACAAGGAUAGCUUUGAAGUAGCUCAAGAUAUGAAUUGUUUAACUACUUGGAAAAAAGUAUUAAUUGAAUGUGGUCGAGAUCCAAAAACUUGGAAGCCUAAAACAAAUAUAAUUCAACCCAAAAUGGGAAAGAUAUUAACGUUCCUUGCACCAUACAUUUUACUACCAAUUUCAUUGAAACUAUGCACAACUUCACAAUCUUUGGCAAUUCCUAAAUUAAUUUUUUCGUUAUCAUUUUUUGCAUUUGGAAUUUACCUUGUAAAUAAAAUCAUCAUUCCAACUUAUUUAAUAGACGAUAAACCGCUUCCCAAAUCUCCAAUCCUAGCUGGGGUGUUUUCUGCAACAGCUUUUUGGUGUAUAAUAGUAUGGGCAUACAACAUUGUUCCACGGUUGUUUUUCAGUAAUUUCAUUACCAACUUAUUACUCACGGUUGUGAUAGUUACAUUUGUAUGGUCAUUUUUCAAAGCGAUGUUCAUCAAUCCAGGUUUUGUACCAACUCCAACCGAUUCAUCAAUAAUUUUGUCCCAAAUUAAAGAUCUUAUAAACGUUGGUAAAUUUGAUACAGAUCAUUUUUGCGUGAACACUUUAAUUAAAAAACCUUUGAGGUCAAGAUAUUCAAGACACAACAAUAAAUUAGUAGCAAGAUUUGACCAUUAUUGUCCAUGGGUUUACAACGAGAUUGGUGUUAGAAAUCAUAAAUUAUUCAUAACUUUUGUAUAUUCAUUGAACGUUGCUAUAUUAUUAUUUACUUACUUGUCAAUACGAUAUUUUGACAAAUUGAAAGAUUCAUAUGACUCAGAUGAUGAAGAUGAGAGUUUAUUCUGUCAGAUGAUCGGUGAUGAUUUAUGUUUUGGGUAUAAGAAUCAUCCAUUUCAUUUCAAUUUAAUGGUAUGGUGUUUACUUCAAUAUAUUUGGAUUUUAAUAUUAUGUGUGGUUCAAACAUUUCAAAUCUUACGAGGUCUAACAACCUGGGAAUUCAGUUCAUUAAAUUCACAAAUAUCAAACAGUAGGCGUUUUAACCAUUCAACAGUUCCAAAUGAAGUUGUUGCAGAUUCAAUAACUCAACCACCAUCACAAAAGACAACAGAGUUACAAACUUGUUUAAAUUUAUUGGGAAUUGAUCAAUUUAUACUAACUGUUAAGAUGUCAAUUGCAUCACUUUUAAGACGAAAUAAUAAUGAAUCAACUGUUGACCCAUUACGUAUUGAAAUUCCAACUGAUUAUGGAUUUAAACAAAAUUGGUUAGAUUUUUGGAUUAUUGGAGAUGCUAAUUGGAGAAAUGUAUUCUAUUUACCGAUAGAAGGUGAAAAUAACCUAAACGGGCAAGUCGUCGAUUACUACAAGUUAUAUGAGUAUCCUCCCAAAAAGUCUACUCAAGUUGUAUAA
Molecule: messenger RNA, 3294 nt
Organism: Lodderomyces pseudojiufengensis
Lineage: Eukaryota; Fungi; Ascomycota; Pichiomycetes; Serinales; Debaryomycetaceae
Gene: AKR1
Product: palmitoyltransferase
Exons: 2
Coding region: 1-3294 (1097 amino acids)
Biological process (GO): protein palmitoylation
Cellular component (GO): Golgi membrane
Molecular function (GO): protein binding; palmitoyltransferase activity
Source: RefSeq, a predicted model, not a curated record